AUAAACUAAGAUUUUUAUACGCUGUCAAUGAGUGAUAUGCAAAUUUCUUGGUAUUUAUUUUUCAAUUACGAGGUCAUGCAAUAAGUACGAAAUAAGUUUAUUCUUUUAUCAACUGUUUAGACUUGAUUUUAUAGUACUAUCUAGUUUUAACCUAGUCUAUUUUCAACCACUUUUUAGGUCUUGGGAUGCAGUGCAGUUUAUAACUGCAGUCUCGACUAGAGAUUGUGCGAACCAUUGUUUACUUUGUGAAUAAACAAUAGCAGGGAUAUGUAUAUUUACAUAAUUAAGGGGUUGGCGCGAACCCCAAAGUAAAACAAGCAACAAAAAAAAAUGUUACAAAAAGGCGCCAACACUCUACUUAAAACCGUGACUCAGUAGAAUUCUUAGUACUUAGCUCAGCAGAUCUUUUGUUCAUUAUUGUUUGAAGAACGUGUUUCGGGUUUAUGAUACGGGAUUAUGACGUAGCAGAUGACUGGCUAUAAAAUCCAAAGAGCUGAAUGUUGGCCUCAUUGCAAGCUGAAUUCAACUGAAAAACACAACAUGGAAAACUUAGCAAUCGACCCAGAGGUGACCGAUCUUAUUUCGCAGURGAUUGAAGAGGCAACGGCGAGUAAAAAGGUCGAUGAAAUGAAGUGUUUUGCAUGCGGGAAGACGUUUACACAUCGCAGAAGUUUGUUAAGGCAUCAUCGGGAAAGACACAACGACACUACUGAAAAGUUUCCUUGCCCCAACUGCGAGAAGAAAUUUUCGAGGGCAUAUGAUUUGAGAAGGCACGAAAAAAAUUGUAAUGGUGGCUCCUCAAAGAGAAAGCUAAAAGAUAAAGAAAACUCUCUGCCCUUGAAAAAGCAGAAAAUKUCUGACCAAGAGAUAAUUGAAUAUGAGUUGGUCAAUAUUCCACCUCAGAUGCUGGAGGAGUACGAUGGGGAGAUCUUGGGAGAUGAAAAAGAGCUUCAGACUGUAAACCAAGAAGGUGGUGGGGAGGCAAAGGAGUGUGCCAUAAAAGAGAAAGCCACCAUCUUCAAGUACGACCCCAAUCGGAAAGAAAAGAAUGAUCUCCUCCAAACCUUUCGGGGAAAAAGGGGCAUGGUUAUGAAGCGACUCCAAAAACAACUUCAACUGCAUAAAGGAAUAAAGUGGUAUCUUUGCUCGAAAGUACGACUUGUAAAAUCWAACCCCGAUGGUGAAGAUCARGUGUCGACCCCGCAUUUUCGCAGUGUUUGCAUGACCACCACCAACCCUUCCGAACUCAAAAAACAGUACAACGAUGCGGUGGAGAAAGUAAAGAAAUCUUUCUURGAGUAUCAAAAGGAAGGAUCUGGGUGGCAACUCGAUGAAGUCUUACACUUGGAUUUAGGGAUUGUUCCCUACGCCCCUCUGAAAGGAGCAACCUAUCUUCCCCUUCCCAAAAGGCUCAAAGACAAAAAGGCAGUCCUCAACAUCCAAAACGAUGAUGAAAAAUGCUUCCUAUGGUCUAUCUUGGCUGCAAAGUAUUCCGUUCAUUGGAAAGGUCAGCCUCA
Molecule: messenger RNA, 1517 nt
Organism: Actinia tenebrosa (Australian red waratah sea anemone)
Lineage: Eukaryota; Metazoa; Cnidaria; Anthozoa; Actiniaria; Actiniidae
Source: RefSeq, a predicted model, not a curated record